GCUAGUUGGCUUCUUCCACGAAAAAAAAGACGAAGAAGCGCGCUGACGUUCAGCUUCUCUGAUUCUACAUUCGACCCACGAUCGUGGCCAGUCUAAUCUGUCUCGUGACAGGAGCAAGAAACGGUGCUCAGCUGACUGAACGCACUCUGGUUGCUGUAACUAUCAUGGCCUCUGGUUUUCCACGUCGGCGACAUUGGGAGGAGAGGGUUGAUGGCCUGUCCUGUGUUCCAGCAUCGGUUGCGUGGCGAUACAGGGAAUGUUUGACUCGAGGUCGUGCGAAACAACUGCUUAUCAGAUUGGGAGGCAUCGACGUUGGCAGGAGAGGGAUGACCUGUCCCAUGUUCCAGCAUCGGUUGCGUGGCAGUUCAGGCAAGAUGUUAACUCGAGGUCGCUCAAAAAUAUUGAUCAUCAGAUUGAGAGGCAUCAACAUUGGCAGGAGAGUGAUGACCUGUCCCGUGUUCCAGCAUCGGUUGCGCGGCGGUUCAGGGAAGAUCUUAACUCGAGGUCACCCGAAACUAUAGCUUAUCAGAUUGGGAGGCAUCAACAUUGGCUGGAGAGGGAUGGCCCAUCCCGUGUUCCAGCAUCGGUUGCGUGGCGGUUCAGGGAAGGUGUUAACUCGAGGUCGCCCAAAUGUAUUGCUCAUCAGAUUGGAGGAAACGACAUUGGGAGGAGAGGGAUGGCCCAUCCUGUGUUCCAGCAUCAGCUGCAUGGAGGUUCAGGAAAGGUCAUAACUCGAGGUUGCCCGAAACUAUUGCUCAUCAGAUUGGGAGGAAUCGACAUUGGAAGGAGAGGGAUGGCCAGUCCCGUGUUCCAGCAUCGGUUGCGUGGAGGUUCAGGAAAGGUCUUAACUCAAGGUCGCCUGAAACUAUUGGUCAUCGGAUUGGGAGGAAUCGACAUUGGAAGGAGAGGGAUGGCCCGUCCCGUGUUCCAGCAUCAUUCAGGAAAGAUCUUAACUUGAAAUUGCCCAAACCUAUUUCUCAUCAGAGUGGGAGGAUCGAGUAUGCAGGCAAGGCAAUAUCUAGAUGGUUGGCUGUUGGUUUGGAUGAUGAUAGAGAUCAUCUUCCUUCUAGCGUCUUUCUCAGGCCAGUCUCUGUUGAGGCCAUUGAACAGCAACCAGGAGAAAAACUGCUAGCCUUAGCCAAAAGUUGUGUAGUUAGUGAAGAUGAUGAAACAGGCCGGGACCAUAGGAAGAAACCUUGGGUGCAUAUAGCUGAAACUGUGAUGAAAGAUUUAGUUUGUUCAUUCAAAGCUUUGAAGAGUGAGAUCCUUAAUCAGAGCAUGGACGCAAUAAAACCAACACUGAUUGCUAGAUUUGGGAAAAUUAUUUUUCAUGGGACUCCUUCAUUUCCAGUGGAAACUCAUGGAGAUAUGGUUACAAAGGCCUCAUUAAAACGGUAAAAAAAAACAUUUUACUCAAAUCUUCCUUCCUUAUAUAUGGAAAAUGUGACCCAUAAAGUUAUCCCAGAGAUUGGCCUUAGUUUUGAAGACGAAAAGGAUAUAUAUCAUGUCCAGUUAUGUGAUUUGUCCAGGCCAGGUGCGACCAUCUGCUGCAAAUGUAGUGUCAUUAAGGCAGAGCAGCGACUUGAACUGUAUAAGGUUGAGUUAGGCCAGAUUCGACACAUGGUUGUUGAUGUAUCGUGCCUCAAUAAGGAUCUGGAUAUGAGGUUAAUGUUACGUGCCAAGAGACUCUUUACGGCUAUUAGCGAAGAUGAAAAGAACAGCAUUAGGGAUAUGAUUUCUUCUGCAGUUUUAGAUUCUAGUGUGAAGGGGGGUUUGAGAUGGCCUCUGAGGAAGGCACUUUCUGGGGAUAGAUACAGGGUCAUUGGGGCUUGGCAUACAAUCUCUAGAACUUAUAAUAAUUCAUCCAUGAGGCUGAAGGUGAAGCAUGCCAAUCGGUUUAAUAUUAGGGACUCCCAUGGGGAAGUUACUGAAGAAAUUACCCUGAAGUUGAAUGGAAUAACUUCUGAAUUGCAUGGACAGAAUCUGGGAGCUGAUUCAGUCUGUGAAAUGCUUAAAGAUGCAGUAAAGAUGCAGUAA
Molecule: messenger RNA, 2037 nt
Organism: Eucalyptus grandis
Lineage: Eukaryota; Viridiplantae; Streptophyta; Magnoliopsida; Myrtales; Myrtaceae
Exons: 8
Coding region: 1435-2037 (200 amino acids)
Source: RefSeq, a predicted model, not a curated record